Populus euphratica (Euphrates poplar) is the source of this 827-nucleotide messenger RNA. RefSeq lists its product as uncharacterized. The transcript has 3 exons. Lineage: Eukaryota; Viridiplantae; Streptophyta; Magnoliopsida; Malpighiales; Salicaceae. The coding region runs from base 135 to 452 and encodes 105 amino acids. The record is from RefSeq and is a predicted model, not a curated record.
AACAUAGUUUUAAAAAUAAAAGAACACAACCUUUCCUCCUCCUUGUAACAUGCCUGCUUCUUGAUUGAUUGAAGCCAUUACAUACGCUUAAAAACACCCAUCUCUCCGCACUCCCUUUUGAGCGAGCGAGCGCAAUGAGUGAAAUCUCAGGAGGAAGCAGAUCCGUACCUCUAUUAUUCUUCCUUUCACUUUCUCUUCUUUUCAUUUCAGGUAUCUCAGAUGACUCAUCCGGUGCAAAAAAUGGGACGAAGGCUGAUCCGCAUGCUGCAUCCAAAAACAAUGAUGGGCCCGAGAUUGCCAUUGUGUUUGUUUUCGUUGUGGCAAUAGGGUUCUUUGCAUUUUUCCUUUUCAAGUUUUGGCAAAAGAAGAAAAGGGAAGAGCAGUAUGCCCGUCUUUUGAAGUUGUUCGAAGAGGAUGAUGAGCUUGAAGUUGAACUUGGCCUUCGAGAUUGACAAUUUUAAUUCUUGCAACUUGAGUUUAUUGUAGGUAAGGCUUAAAAGAGAUUUGUUUGGAGGAAAACUUGCUCCUCCGUCAGCCAAGAUUGGGCUGUAGUGAUCCCUGUGCAGAGGUUAGAUGUUUUUUUUCAAUUGAAUACUGUAUUACUUUUCAUGUCAUGUUCAAAUGAAAACUUUUCAUGAAUUUGAAUUCUUUGAUUACUAAGAGAAGUGAAAUUCUACUGUGUAAGUUCUACGAGUCUUAUUCCCAGUUUGUAAAAGAUGAGUUCUUUAUUCUGGUGCACAUCGAAGUGUGUAGAAUUAAACCAUUUUUAUGUGAAGCAUCUUGAAUAUUUAUAUAUAUUCCAUAUUAGCAGAAAGGAUGAGUUGAUG